Molecule: messenger RNA, 1602 nt
Organism: Thunnus maccoyii (southern bluefin tuna)
Lineage: Eukaryota; Metazoa; Chordata; Actinopteri; Scombriformes; Scombridae
Gene: sde2
Product: SDE2 telomere maintenance homolog (S. pombe)
Exons: 8
Coding region: 17-1321 (434 amino acids)
Cellular component (GO): nucleus
Source: RefSeq, a predicted model, not a curated record
ACGUCAGCUCCCAGGGAUGAAUGCGGAAGAAGAAGAAGAAAAAGAAGAAGAAGAGCUGGCGCGUGCGCAGUGUGCAGGUGUUCCUGAAGAAGACAACAUGGAGGUGUUUGUUUGCGCUCCGAGUUUCAGGUUUUCUAAGUUGGUUUUUGCGGACGGUUCCGCGGUCAGAGACGUUCUGCUCAGGUACACGCAGCUGCAGGGCGUUUCCUCGGAGGAUUUCUACGUCAGCAGAAACGGUCGACUGACGGAGCUGCAGGAUGCUCUGCAGCAGGGAGCCGUCUAUCGCCUGGAGCCGCGCCUCCGCGGAGGGAAAGGAGGGUUCGGCUCCAUGCUGCGAGCUCUGGGUGCUCAGAUCGAGAAGACGACGAACCGUGAAGCCUGCAGAGAUCUGAGCGGCCGCCGCCUCCGAGACGUCAACCACGAGAAAGAGAUGGCGGAGUGGCUGAAGAAGCAGGCGGAGCGCGAGGCGGAGAAGGAGCAGCGUCGUCUGGAGCGUCUGCAGAGGAAACUGGCCGAACCCAAACACCAGUUCACUGACGCCGAGUACCAGCAGCAGUGUCACGACCUGUCGGAGCGUCUGGAGGACUCUGUGCUCAAAGGUCUGCAGGUGUCCUCCAGCUCGCAGGUGAAGGCGGACGACGUCUCCGCAGCAAAGAGACCAAACUCAGACGACAGCGAGCAGCCGGAGAAGAAGAAGAAGAAGAAGAAGAAGACGACGGCGGCGGCCGCAGCGUGUUUCUGGACAGGCGUGGGCGAGCUGCUGAGCUCAGAGGACGAAGAAGAAGACGAGGAGGACGAGCGUCCGUCCGCGUCCUCCUCCGGCUGUGGAGCCGCCGCUGCUGCUGUUGCCGUGACGACUCAGCUGGAGGAAGAUGAUGAGUCUCCGUCUUCCUCCUCCAGCUGUGGCGCUGCUGUUGCCGUGACGACACAGACGGAGGAGGCAGAGCCCGACCAGAGCGGCAGCUGCUCCACGUCCUCCUCUCAGACCAUCAGACCCUCAGAGGACCAGAAACCUCCAGAGACCAGCAGACCCUCAGAGGACCAGAAACCUCCAGAGACCAGCAGGCGGUCUGAGGAGUCCAGCUGCUCCCAGCAGCAGCCUCGGCGUGUCUCUGCGGUGGAUCUGUCCUCGCUGUCCUCGCCGCAGCAGCUGGAGUCUCUGGGUCUGGACGUCCUGAAGGAGGAACUGAUGUCACGAGGGUUGAAGUGCGGGGGAACGCUGGCGGAGCGCGCCGCCCGACUCUUCUCCGUCAGAGGACUGACGGCGGAGCAGAUCGACCCGGCGCUGCUCGCCAAACCCGGCAAGAGCAAGAGGAAGUGAAGAGGUCGAAGGUCAAGGAGGACGUUUCAUUUUGUUCCUCCAUGAGAAGAUUUCCAAACAUGUUGUUGUUUUUUUGUCCUGCAGUUUAAAUCUGUGCAGUCGUGUUUUAUGUUUUUGUGUUUUCAAGCAGCAGCUUUGAGUAAGUGGACUGUAACCGAACUCUGUACGACAUGUAGUCAGGUGUUUGUGGAUCUGUCCAAUCAGAAGCAGCCAUCUUGUUUUAAACAGUUGUAACGUCAGCUGACAAAGUUUAAACUUUUUAUUAAAACUCUGAAACAACA